This is a messenger RNA of Serpula lacrymans var. lacrymans S7.9, 500 nucleotides long. RefSeq lists its product as uncharacterized. NCBI's taxonomy places the organism in Eukaryota, Fungi, Basidiomycota, Agaricomycetes, Boletales, Serpulaceae. The annotation marks the transcript as partial. The transcript is spliced from 2 exons. The record is from RefSeq and is a predicted model, not a curated record.
CAUCAAAGACUGAAAUACGAUGAACAGUUCCUACCAAUAUAACUCGGAUAUCCAAACUUGAUCAAUUCGGUCUUCAUUGUCUCAGCCGGGUUGACACCAGUGCCAAAGUUGUCAUGUAUCUAUUAAAUUGACCGUUCUGUGCCGUUACUCGCCUCCCAUCAUGAUUGAUAUAUUUAUAAUCAUCCAUCAUCGGCUUGCCCUUCUCUCUCACCUGCAUUGUGGUUCCACGCCAGACAAUGGCUUCCUACGCACCACUCCAGACGUCAGAAGACCAUGGGUACGACUAUGAAGAAGAAGGCACUAAAGACCCCUUUCUUCAGGAACCAUUACGAGAAUCCAAUGCGAUAGACUCGGAGAACCCCUCGAGCCUAAAUGUGUCGCAGUCCCCAUCCAGACUAUCACAAUGGGCCACGAUAGGUCUCUCUUUGAUCUCGAUAUUGAGCGCUGGUGCCCUGUUCAUCGCUUCCACGCGUGUAGAACUUCCUGGUCCGCGGAGCGCG